UUCUUUCUCUGCUGUGUUGUAGGCUUUCUUGCUUUAGAAAGGGAAUAAACAAUAAGAAUUAUUUCCCUGAAUGUUAAGAAAUUGCAGUUGUACUUUAUUAUGCUGUUAUUACAUUUUAUUAUUGGAUGUUAUGGUUAAGAGAUUUUAAAUUCAAACUUUCUCCUGCAGUGAAUACUGAUCACAUAGAGUUGAAAAAUGUCAUUCAAAGUAAUGGACAUGGAGUGGACAAUCCGGGAUUUGAGGCCGAGGAGGAAACAAUAUCAGAUCACAACAGUGAGAUGGCACAGAAAGAAUCAGGAAAAGAGUCCAAAUCAUCUAUAAGCAAAAUAUUCAAACCAAUCAUGGCUACUGAAAACUUCUUGAAGGCUCACUCUCGAAUCUUCAAAUACAUUGCCCUGGGGAUACUUAGUGCAGGCUAUGUGGCAUACUUUGUUGCUGCCUGCUGGUUGAACUUCCAGAAAGCAAUUGCUCUUGUUGUCCUUACCAGUGUAGCGGUGUUUUUCACAUUGUAUGAUUUUGUGAAGAGGUCCAAGGGAGACACUAUAAAACACUUCUUAAAGCCUGCUGUUAGAUGCUUUAAAGCCAACAUGAGGUGGAUAAAAUGGGUUUUUACAUUAGUGGUGGUAGGACUGUUGGUGGCCUGGCUGGCAGUUGACACAAGGCAAAACCCUGAGCAGCUCAUUUCAUUUGGUGGUGUCUGUCUCUUUAUCCUUGGCUUGUUCCUCUUCUCUGCAAAAAGAUAUGCAGUUCGUUGGAGGACAGUCCUCUGGGGGCUUGGUUUACAAUUUGUCAUGGGCCUGUUUGUCAUAAGGACUGAGCCUGGUUUCAUAGCUUUCAACUGGCUGGGAGCACAAAUCCAGACAUUUUUAAACUACACCCAUGCUGGCUCAUCUUUCGUGUUUGGCAGUCUGGUAGAAUCAGGCAUCUUUGCAUUUCAGGCUUUGCCUAUAGUGAUAUUUUUCAGCAGUAUUAUGUCAGUACUCUACUACCUUGGUGUGAUGCAAUGGAUUAUCAUUAAGAUUUCCUGGAUUAUGCAGAUAACAAUGGGAACAUCUCCUACGGAAUCGCUGAGUGUUGCAGGGAAUAUAUUUGUUGGACAGACAGAAGCACCACUGCUGAUUCGUCCCUAUUUAAAAGACAUGACCAAGUCUGAGAUCCAUGCUGUCAUUGUUGGAGGUUUUGCCACAAUCGCAGGCAGUGUGAUGGGAGCUUUCAUUUCAUUUGGGAUAGAUGCAUCCUCUUUGAUUGCUGCCUCUGUAAUGGCUGCUCCAUGUGCAUUGGCCAUGUCCAAACUCUCAUAUCCUGAAACAGAAGAGAGCAAGUUUAAAUCUGAAGACAAUAUCAAAGUAGAAGGCGGUGGUGAACAGAAUAUCCUGGAGGCUGCUUCUGCUGGAGCAGCUGCAUCUGUCGGGCUUGUGGCUAACAUAGCUGCCAACUUGAUUGGAUUUCUUGCCAUUUUGGCUUUCAUCAAUGCAGCUCUGAGCUGGCUGGGAGGAAUGGUGGGAUAUCCAGACAUCACAUUUGAGCUCAUCUGCUCAUAUGUAUUCAUGCCUGUGGCCUUCAUGAUGGGCAUACCAUUUGAUGAGUGCUUCAUUGUGGCUGAACUUAUUGGCACAAAACUGUUCCUCAAUGAGUUCAUAGCUUAUGAGAAGCUGUCAAACCUGAAAAAUAAUCGAUUAAAUGGCAUCACAGAAGUGGGAAAAUACAUUUCAGUCAGAUCAGAAAUCAUCAGCACCUAUGCUCUGUGUGGCUUUGCCAACUUCAGUUCACUUGGAAUUGUGAUUGGAGGCAUGUCUUCCAUUUGUCCUUCAAGAAAAAGUGACAUUUCUGCUUUGGUGCUAAGAGCCUUGUUCACAGGCACUUGUGUGUCCCUGCUUAAUGCGUCUAUUGCUGGCCUUCUUUUUCUUCCUCAACUAGAUUGUAUAGAUGUGUUUAAAAAUUCUGUCUUCAACACCACUGAUACUAAAAUCCAAACUUGCUGUUAUGGCCUCUUUGAAAGUGCUGUGAAGAAUGAAACAGUGAUUUCUUUCGAGGGAUCUUGGAGCAUGGUGAAAAAUGCCACUCUUUAUUUCACAGAGUGCUGCCAUCUUUAUAAUGAAACUGUCUGCAUUUAGGAAUUCUGCAUUGUUUUUGCGUAGCACAUUGUAUUUGUAAGUUAAUUCUUUAUCAUUUUCUCUUAUAUGUAGAUAUAAAACAACAUAUAUUUUGGCUGUAUCAUAAUAGUUAAAGUGUUGUUUGUAUUGGAGUAUUGUUUAAAUAAAAAGUUAUUUAAUCAGUAAGCUUUAUAAUAAAGUAUUAGGGCUGCCACUGAACUCAAACAAAAUUAUUUUUAUGUUGGCUAUAAACAUUUUGAUUUUCUCAAAAUGGCAUAGCCAUUGCAUAGCCAGCCAUGGAAUAACCAUAACUAUUGGAUAGGAGGGAUUGGAGGGAGACCAUAACUAGUGGUUAAGAGGGAUGAUGUUCUCUUAAUUGCCAAUCAGAGCAACACUAUCCAAUUGUGGGCAUCUGUGAGCACACAUAUGUAUGUGGAAGAGGCCAAGUUUCCUCCAAGUAGAAAUGCACAAUGGACCACCUUUUUUUUUUUUUUUUUUGCUUAUUCAAUGCCACUUCUGUUCACUCUCAAAUAAUUCUGAUAUUUAUAUAUCAGAUAAUAAUGAACACUUCUAGCAUUUUGUGUGUUCAACUGUCCUGUAAUGUAGCAUAAGCAGCAGAUUGAAAAGAUUCUGUGGUUGGUUUCACACGUCUCGUAGGAUGCAAAUGUUAGCCUUUACCACCCUCCCCAUGUGGUAGCUGUGGGAAAACCAGAUUGGGCAAAUGACCAGUUUGAGAGAAAGUGGUGUAAAAAAAACGGGGGGUUGGGGGGCUUAUCUGAUUAUGUGUCAGGCUCAGUAGACUGAAGUUAGAUUUAAAAAUGUUAAUAAAGUUACUGUUAAACUAUAAAAUAAA
Molecule: messenger RNA, 2946 nt
Organism: Pangasianodon hypophthalmus (striped catfish)
Lineage: Eukaryota; Metazoa; Chordata; Actinopteri; Siluriformes; Pangasiidae
Gene: slc28a1
Product: solute carrier family 28 member 1
Exons: 17
Coding region: 126-2114 (662 amino acids)
Biological process (GO): nucleoside transmembrane transport
Cellular component (GO): membrane
Molecular function (GO): nucleoside:sodium symporter activity
Source: RefSeq, a predicted model, not a curated record